UAUAGGUUUUUCAAUUUAAAAAUUACAUUACUUACGUUUCUGUUUGGUUAAAAUUCUGCGAAAUUAUGAACAAAAUUUUAAGUUACCACGUGUAAAUAUAUAUAUAUGUAAAAUACAAAUAAAAUAUAAAGAAAAUAAAUUAAACAAAAAUGUUCUCACUGGAAUCAUACAUAACACCGAUAAUUCUUAGUCAUGUUGACAAAUAUGUUAAAGAUUUUCGCCCAGAAGAUGCAUCGAUAUCACUUUGGGAAGGUGAAGCUAUGUUUGCUAAUUUAGAUUUGAGAUUGGAUGUGUUGGAAGAAGAACUAAAUUUACCCAUUGAAUUUCUCUCGGGUCACAUAUAUGAAUUAUACAUAUUCGUGCCGUGGACAGCUAUAGUAUCAGAACCGGUACGCAUACAUAUUAACACAAUAGAAUUCGUUGUAAAACUGAAAAGUGGUGAAAGCUCAUCAACAAGUUCGUCACCGAAACGAAAACGGAAGCCGCCCCCACCAAAACCGACUCCGAAAACCGAUGAGACACCACAACAACCACCAGGAGCAGGCCUCAUCAAUAAAAUUGUGCAUAAUAUUAAAAUCGAAAUUGAAAAUAUUAUACUUAAAUACGUGGAAGAAGAUAUUGUAUUGUCAAUGAAUGUUGCAUAUUUAUGUGUAUGCUCUGCGGAUGAGAAUUGGAAACCUGCAAUGUUAGAUGUAAAUCCGAUUAAAGUGCUGCUGAGAAAGCUAAUAACAAUUUCUGAUCUUACUAUAUGCUUAGACAAACGUAACUCUUCUGGACAAAUUGAAGUGUGUAUGGAACCCAUUCUGUAUAGAUGUACGCUUGAAUGUCGUAUACUGCGUAAACACGAUAUUAGAACGAUAAAUACGAGAAGCACCACACGUAUUGGCAUUUUUACUAAACUUAUAGAUAUAAAUAUAUCAUCACUUCAAUUUCCGUUGGUGAUGCGCUUAAUAGAAAUUGUAUCGGCAAUGCAAAAUGAUAAAGUUGGAGCACAGAUUUCACACUAUGAACAGCCUGAUGAGGCAGAAACUACAGAAGUACAAAGUGGAUAUGGCGUUCUUUCAUAUGUUACAUGGGCGUGGAAUUUGAUACCAACCAUUACUUUUGAUACGUGUGAUGACGGUGAUGAUUGUGAUAGUGCGCUACCAUGUCAUGUUAACGAUUUUGGAUUUUAUGCUGAACAAAUUAGUUUCACAUUAAAAAAUGCAGAACUAAUAAGUGAUUCCGUAAUGGGAACACAGAAACGCAUACGUUAUUUACCUGUUGUAAGCAUUUCAUUGGGUGGUAUUUAUGCUGAAGCUGUUAUGGCAAAGGAGCGUGAUUGGUCCAGUAUAAAAGCGGGACUUUCAAGCAUUUACAUUGUACCACUUGCAGAAACAAAUGAUCCAAGUGAUGAGGCUUGGGUGGAAACUGAAACGGUCGAGUUUGUGAAAUCCUUUAUCGAUAAGAGUCUUUUCGAUGAAAAUUGCCUUAUUGCCGAUAAAGGAUGGAUUUCAACAUCAUAUGAUGACUAUCGAAAUCGUAUAACUGAUGAUUAUCUUAUGUAUCGAAGUCCUGUGCUGGCUUUUGAUGUGGUUAAGUAUAAACCAGCUAAGAAAGAUGAUGAAAACCAAAUAGGACGUAAAAUCAUAGAGUCCCUUAAUGAGUUUCGCGUACUCUCCGCUGGUAUAACAUGCCGAUUUCAACAAACAUUUCAACAGGUUAACAAUCUUAUUAAUGAUUUAAUUAAGUCUUAUGACUAUCCACCGUAUUAUGCAGAACCCUUAGAUGCUAACAAUUCAAAUGUUGCUCAAAAAUUACAUCCACCGCAAAUGGAAGAUUACGAUGCGCUUAUGGAACACAUACCACUUUCCAUAUAUAAAUUUGAUAUUAAAAAUAUUAAAUUUGAAUUUUAUGCCAAAGUUGAACCGCAAAAAACUCAAAAGACACAGCGACGUCUUCCAAUAAAUAUGCAACAAAAUUUACCAAUUUUUAGUUGCCGAAUCGAACAUUUAUACGGUACGCUCUCAACUCCAAUUAAGCCAAAUAAACUUGUACAUACCACCUGCCAAUUACCAGAUAAGCCCAGUGUAUUAGUCGAUGCUUGCUAUGAUAAUUAUAAGAUUGAUUUGAAAAAUUUUAGUUUGGAUUUGGUAAAUAAAACUUCACACAGUUCUGUGCGAUUACUUCAUUUACCAAAAUUGCAAAUGACUUAUGGUAGCUUGGUGCAACCACAACAUUGGAAAGUAGAUGAAGUUCCUAAACGAAAAUUUGAUUUAAAUUGUGAGAAUUUUAGUUUAGAAUUCUCCAAACGUGAUCUAAUUAUUACGGAUCACCUUGUGAGAUGUAUACUGAAAUAUCAUCCGUAUAUGGUUUGGAAAUUAGCUAAAUACGGAGAGCAGCAAUUGCCAGCUACUGAAAAACUUAUUAACUUACAGUGUAAAUUUACUAAAUUUUAUAUAUAUCAACGUCAAUAUCACACCUAUAAUAUGUUGAAUGCGAGUCUUGAAGAAUUUAAUGUUGACGUAGUCUGUGCCAAUUGUGUUGAUGAGAAAAUGAAACAUAAAGUUUUCACCACUGCUGGUGGCUUGCGAAAAACAUAUCGUAAUUGGUUAGAAGUCUAUGUUCAAAUACCUAAUGAAGAAGAAACAAAUGAAGGUGAACAGGUGUUGAAAACCGUUGUCGCUGCUUGGAUGGAACCAUACAACAUUUACAUAGACAAUAAAAUGCUUGAGUUCCUUAAAUGCUAUGAAGAAUUUGAAAUUAUUGGUGAAAAAGAACCAACUGUCGAUGCAGAAGCACAAGUUCAAGUACUGCAAACAACAAUUAAUCCUACAGUAACAAUUAAACCAAACAAUACACGUGCUAUGCUGAACCCACUUAAUGCAACUACAAAAACAAUAACACGUCGAUCUUCGAGACAUUCAUUGUCAAAAAAGAUAACACAACCUGAAGAGACAAUACAUGUAAGUUCUGAACGUGAUGAGAAAGUUGAUAUAGAAACAAGUGUGUCAACACCGCCUAACAGCAAGGACGAGACACAGCAUGAAUGGUUUAAAAUUUCAAAGGCUUUAGUUUUUUAUAUAGAAUUAGCACAGAGUAAAUUGCAUAUAUGUGAACAUUUCUUAAAUAAUUCCGAAGAUGUGCUUUCCAAUCACACGUUAUUGCUAUUACCUAAAACAGUGCUGAAGUCAUCACUAGUGGAGAACAUUAACCGUGGUGUGCUUUAUAAUAAAUUACUUUUUGCAGAUGAUAAAAAAGAUACGCUCAAUUGGACAAUAGCAAUGAAUAGUUUAUCACUUAGUAAUGUAGAUGCGACUUCAACUAAUAUAUUAUUAGAACCCACAAAUAUUGCUUUCACAAUUGUUGCAACACAUAAGGAGGAAAAAUUUAAAAAGAAAUCCUUUGGACAUAAUGAAAAUAAAACUAAAAAAACAAACAAAGAAAAUGUGAGAGAGUCGGGGAAAAAAUGUAAAACUGAACAUAAUUCUUCCAUACCAGACACUGACUAUAGCUCUAAUGAAGAGAAGAGUCAUAGUAGUUCUAAGAAAAAAGCUGAUAGCACGGAUGUAGAUAUUGUGGAUAUAUAUAACAGCAAUGAUGCCGAAGCUAUGCCUUUCAUUUCGCAUAGUAAAUGUGAAAACCAAAUAUAUAAGAAAAAUAUCUAUACAAUUAAUUUACAUGUUGACACCACACCAAUAAAAUUUUGUAUAUCUACACAAAAGUUUAAAAUACUACAACAACAUGUCAGCGUAUUAACAAAUGUCUUAGAUCGAAUUAAAGUAAUGGUUUCACCAGUUAGAAGUAGUUCUGCCAAAGUAUCAAACCCGUUUCAAAUUUUGACAGCUACGGAGGAAAACUCAAAAAUUAAAGAAUUUUUAGAUCUGGAAACUAAUUCGGAAAUAUCACUUUAUUCAGAAGAGAAAUACGCUGAUAUAAACGAGGUAUCAUUAUUCUAUCAAUGGACAAUAACAAAAAUAAUUGCUGAAUUGGAAAAUAAUGAUGAGUCACGCAAAGCUAAAAUUGUACUUGAACUGGAAGAUAUACUCUCAACGGUAGAUAAACGUGAGGACUAUUCAAAAUAUACGAGCAAAAUAGGACACUUCUGUGUUAAUUACUACAAGCUGAAUGAACAAAAUGAGUGGAUAAUUAAUGAGUUAUUACGCAUCAAAAUGCUUGGAGAAAGCUCCAAUUUACCAUUCUGCAAUGUGAUUAUCACAACUGCUGCUUUGAAAAACUUUUAUAAAAAAAUUGGCUUUAAACGAAAAGGCGAACUUAAUCGAAACAUAGCUGAAGUAUUAAUUACAAUGGAAUCACUGGAAAUAAUAAUGGAUUUAGAUGUAAUAAAAGAAUUUCUUACACCUUUGGCAAAAGUGUGUGUGGGAGAGAGAACAAAUACUAAAAAUAUAACAGACAAAACUUUUGAAAAAGAAAAUCCUGAUUAUAUAAAAAGUGAAAUCAUAAAGCCAAUAACUGCAGCUGACUUACCAAUGAUACAUUUAAAUAGCAAAGGAUUUACUUUAUAUUUACCUUUUGAUACGGGCAAAGAAAGUUGUUCAGUGCUGAUAUGGCGAAUAGAUCAAAUACAAGUUACACCCAACUUGGAGAAUCCACUGCAACGCAAUCCAAUACGUAUGGAUGUAUUUAGUAAAGCAGCUCAAAUGGGUAUACUUGGUACACCGGGUUCAGUAUUAGAGGAUCGCCAGUAUGAAAUGACUUUAGGCAAUAUAUCGAUUGUGACAGGCAAUUGGAAUGAAAUAUUAACACACAUGCGUGAACAAACAAAUAAUGCUUAUCGCACGAAUCCAGCUUUUGAAUGGAACAAUCAAAAUCGAAAGACCACUUUACAGCUUUCGGAAAUAUUUAAUAAUUUCACUUUUAUUGCAACAUUUGCACCUGGUAUGACCUAUAAUGAUAUACUCGUAUGUGGACAGGCGGUAGAAUUUAAUUGUGCUUCUGAUUUUAUUGCUUCACUCAAUACAUAUCAAAUUUUUCUCUUAAGCUGUUUAAUAGAACGUUUCAAGCAUAUCUUAAGUUUAACUCCCAAUUCUGUUACAACACAGCGUAAGACGUCGGCGUCAUUGAAAUAUAUACCAGCAAGUAUGGAUAGCAAGUAUUCGCGUAUGAACUCAACUUCUUCAACUAUUUUACGUACGAAUGUUAGUGAACAAAGAUCUGCUCAAUUGCAUAAAGAAGCACGUGGUUCAGUAUCUGUGCUUGAUUCAGCCGAUGAAGUAACAGAAAAUUUUGUAAAAACUGAUUCUGGUUUUCAAUCGAAUAAUUCACGUAUCUAUAGCACUGGGCUACAAGAACGUAUUGAUAGCAACACACAAACACUGCUUCGACAUGUACCGUGUACAGUAUCACUAGUAGCAGGCGUUUUUGUUAUAAAAAUAUUUGAUGUUAAGCAAAAUUUGGAUGAUAUGUUGCCCAUACCAUUGUUUUCUAUAACAAUAUCACAGCCAAGUUUCAUGUACUGUCAAAAUAUUUAUGAUGCUGUAACAACGUUAUCAGUUUUUGAUUUAAAUAUCAAAUUGUCGCAGUUGAAGGAUUCUGCACUCAUUCCAACAAGUAAUGAUUUAUUUACAGACUGUAUACUUGAAACACGUCCUGGUGAUGUGGAUGCCACUGGUAUACCACCACCAUUGAUUUGUAUUAAAAAGAAUCGCACUAAAAUGAAUUUAAUCGAAGUUGAUGUGCUCUUAUCAAAAACUCUUAUCAUUAAUUUAAAUGAACCGCUCAUCAAGCAACUAAUACAAAAUAUCUUAAAAGUCUAUAUAACAUUAUUGCAAAAUCCUUGCUUUCCUAUACGUUCCGCGGUACCAGUUAUGCGUGCCACUAAAAUUGCUUUAAUACGACAACAAUUUUACAAUGUCGAUCGUUUGCAUUUCAAAUGUGAGAAUAUUGUUAUCAAAUUUUUUAAUGAGAAGGAUUAUAAUUGUACUUUCGUCUUAAAUGAAUUGAAAGCAAAUACGAAAUUUUUAAAUCGUCCCGAAAAAGUCACUAUUAACUUGGGAAUUGCUGCUUUCCAUUUGGAAGUUAAUCAUUACAUAUGCUUACAUCCCACCACAGUACGAGUAUCCGCAGAAUUUCUGAGCGAACCUUGGCAUAAUCUGCCAUUGAUAAUGGCUACAGUUAAAUUCAAUGUCUUAAACGCAGAUAUAGGCAUAAAGGAGCUGCUACAAUUGCAAGAAGCAAAUCUUGGUUAUAAAAGACUUAUGGAGUUUAAUCGAAAUGCUUGGCAGGAAUUUUUUCUACAACGUCCCUCGUUUGGUGUUGGUGAUAUGCAACCUGAUCGUUUAAUAUUGCUGAAGGCACCCACAUUAAAGAAUAAUGCACAUUUGAGGAAAUAUGAUAAUUGUAAAAGCGAUAUUAGUCAUGGUGAAUUUUAUCAAGACGAUUUGAGAGCUGGCGCUUUUCAGUUUGUUGAAACGGCUACAGAUUCUUUCUUGCCUUUGCCAUAUCAAAUACAAAUUAUAAAAAAAAAUUAUGGCAUCAUUUGUUGGCGAUACCCACAACCACGGAAAAUGUUUAAAAUUCAUGUAUAUCCAGUGCCAAUGGCGAUAACAAGUUCCGUACACAUAAAAUGUCGCAUGGAAUACUAUAGUGAGGUGCACAGUGCAUUUUUACAUUUUUGUGAUUUUUGGUUGUCAGAGACAGUAUCGAAAGAGAUAGCAUUACCGGAACGUGAAAUAUGUGCCAACAUUUGGCGUGUUGUAAUAUUGCAGUCCGUAGUCGCAGUAAAUGGAGCUUGCUUUGAAAAUAGUGAAGAAGAUGAAGAUUUAAAAUCGAUACCCAGCUUUAAGAUCGAUGAUAUGUUUAAAACUGAACGCACAGAUUCUGAGUUUCUUUUGCAUCCCAAAGUCUUAGUGGGUUGUAUGCGUAUCGAUACGUCAUUUCAAUCUGCAUGUGUUCCUAAAGUACAAUUGCUGGUCAGUUGCAAUCUUUUUUGCAUACAAUUAAAAAAUCAACCACAGGAAACUGGAGAGCUACCAAUAUUUUUGAAAAAAUAUCAACUAAAUAAUUCAAUAGAAAUUAGUCAAACAUUUUUGGUACUUAAUCUAAAAAAUAUGAGCUUUCAUACUAUUUUCCAUUCACUUAAUAACUAUGCACUUGACAGCUCAUUAAUUUGUAGUAUAGAGUAUUUGGAUUAUGGAUUCUUGAAUAUGCUCUACUUUCUAGAAGAGACUACUAUACAAAGCUAUAUACGCUUUAAAAAUUCAGAGCAAAGUAAUAUAUGUGCUAAUUUUGUUUUCGAUAAGCUGCGCUUCAAUAUUGGUCCUUCUUUUAUACAUACAAUACUUAGCUCGAAGCAACAUUGGCAAGAUUUAUUGGAUCAAAAUCCAAAACGUAUACGUAAUACGUUUUUGCCGAAAUGUAUUGUAGUGAAUCGUACACAUUCGUGUCUUUCUUUUGGCCAAACUGAUACUACAGAACGCAUCAAAUUACAACCUAAAGAAUGUCAUCUUUAUUCGUUUCGCAGUGAAUAUCUUAAUCAGGAGUUGACAUUCUUUAUUUGCGAUGAUGAUACUCAAAUGAUACAAGCUUCUCAAUCGAUACCAAUAACAUUGAAACUUGAUGGAAACUCUAUUAAAUAUCCAAUACGCAUUGGUGACAAAUGCAUUUUUGUGAAGCAACGAAAAUUAUCUGCAACACAAGUAUUUUUACUUAUUAAAGGUCAAAUAGAAAUGAUAUCAAUGAUACCAAACAAAUUGCGUCUAGAAUUCCGUAAAGAAGGUGUUAAUUAUGAGAAUAUACAACCAAAAGAAUAUAUUAUAGAUGAGAAUGGCCGAUCUUCUUUCUUCCGAAAUGUACGCAGGAACUCGAACAUUAAUAUAAGAUUAAAGUUCUCAGAGAGUAAUAGCAAAAAGCGCAGUGGUGAUAUUCCUCUAAGACCGAAUAAAGGAUUACCAUGGCUUGUUAAAAUACCAACUGACAACAAUGAUUUCAUAAGUUAUUGGGUUAGGGUUUUACGUGAAGAUAUUCCAGAGUUAGCAACAGAUAAGUUCCAACCUCAAAAAGUGCUAAUAACAAUUUGGCCAAUUUUUGAAAUACUCUCGAUGCUAACAUGUCCUGUGAGAGUUACAGAGAGUUUUACAAAAGACAACUUCCAACUAAACGGAGAAGGUGACAAACAUACACUACAUGUGCCAGCAACACAUUUAAGUGAACAUCAGUUGGAUUUCAUUUAUAACUUCUCCAGCACAAAUUCAACAACGACGAGCUAUAUGUUGAGUUUAAAAUCAAUUGAUUGGUUUAAGUUCUUUAAAUAUGAUCAGCAGAUUUGGAAUAUUGAUUAUGCCUUAACAGAAUUGGGAAAAGAAAUGCACGCUGAUUGGCCCCUAAGUGAUAAUGAGGAGAAACGUGUUAAACGUACCAUCACUGAAAGCGGUGUUACAGCUGACAUUAUUUACAAUGCUGGCUUAUCACGUGAUUUUUCAUGUACUUUAUGUUUAGAGUUAACACCAUGGGCGUUGCUUAUCAAUGCUACCGGUUUGAAUAUUGGUUUCUGUAAUUUAACUACCAAUGAGCGUAUUAGUUUAGAAUCGAAUUGUCUUACAAUGAUUUUUGCUACUAAGGGCGCUUUCACUAUAGAUAUUAGAAAUGGAACCGCUUGGUUUUCUUCAAAACCCAUUUAUUUAUUAGAUGCAAAUAAUGAUGUGCGUAGCGGUAAACAUUCAGUGUUAGCUAGCAAUUCUAGUAUUGAUAUUGUCAUACAACGUUCUGGAGAGGUGUUACAUUUUGUAUUACUAUACACAAUUGAAAAAGAACGCAGGGUACUUAAAUUAUGCACGAAAUAUGUCAUUACUAAUUUUUCUAAACAUGAGCUUUAUGUACUCUCAUUCGCAAUGGAUCACAAAGAAAGUUCAACUAGAGAAUGUGUGAGGACACUAGAUAUGGACGCCAAGAAACUACAUUUGAAAACAGUGAUGUCUGCUACUAAUUGCAUUGGUCUGAACAUCGAUUCAUUUUAUGAUUUGAACGUAAAGAAGUCUAAGCGCACUAACGAUACUGCAUUUGUUUAUUUUGUUUGCAUUAAAUUUUCUAAUGAUUCCGAAAUUUCAAUACCCAUACCACUAUCGAUGCCCUUUACGCGUCGUUGCCUUAGCAUACAAAAUGAAAGCGAUUCAUUGCCAUUUGUAGUGACUUUGAUUGAAAAAAAUGGCAUACAUUAUCUAAAUGUGUUUGAUGACAUAUCACCCUCGAUAUUAUUUAACAAUCAGACAGAUAUUGUUUUUGUAGUUGCACAAACUAAAGCUUCGGAAAACAGCAAAGUCUCCAGUACUGUGUCAGAAUAUCAUGGGCGCCAUUUUGAUUGGUUUCAACUUUUGCCAGCGCAUAGUAACUGUUUCUAUACACCACCGGAAAUGUAUAUAAAUUUUCCAGAUAUUGAGUCUUCCGUAUGUAAUUUAACAAUUGCACUUUAUGAUGAUCAAAUAAAGAAAAAUAAAAUAUGUUGGUCAAAACCAAUAAGCACUGAUAAAUCUUGGGAAAAGUUUCUGCAUAUUCCAAACCAUGGCGAUGUGAAAAUUAUAAUCUGUGAUAAACAUAGAGUGAUACGUUUUUCAAUUUAUUAUAUAACAGAGCAAACGGAAUUCUCUGUUAAAGAUCUACGCUCAAGACUGCUCACAUCUCAUCCACCACUCGAUGCUGAAACUAAAAAACAUUCCAAUUUGAUGUUAGACUAUAAGAACUCUAGUGUCAGUUCUGGAUUAUUCAUAAUACAUCAAAAGUGUUCCCAUUUUAGUGAAGAACUUCAGCAAAAAAUGACAACGAACGUUAAAAUUUUCAUAAAGGAAGUAAAUUUCUGUCUUAACACAGACUCCAAAGAUCGUGAUUAUGUGAAACGUGAGAUCUUCGCUUUGUACGGCGAUGACUUUCUACUCUCGUACGAGGAUGAAAGUGAUAAACGUCAACUAAAUAUUGCAUUUACAAAUUUACAGAUUGAUAAUCAACUAUAUACUUCUGGAAAGUAUGACUUCCCUGUAGUGCUAUGUGCACAAGACUUAUACAAACGUACCAACUCUAUGCCACAAGUGCAUGACUUGGAUCAAACUUAUAGGAAUCUUGAAAGUCGUUCGUUUAUGGCACUUUUCGUCUUAAAUUUUUACAACGACGAAUUUAAAUUAUGCUCGAUUAAAUGUAGUUUUAGUCCAAUACGAACUUAUAUCGAAGACGCUUACUUAAAUGAUUUGUUAGAUGCUAUGGUAGAAUGUGAACCUUCAAAUUGUGUUUUUGUGCCAACAGCAGAGGAACUUCCUAUUACAUUACAAGCAGGCGAAAAUUUACUGCCACGUGACGUUGCUGCGCAAGCGAUUUGCAUAUCAGAACCUUUACAGUUGCGCUCAUUUCGUAUUGAGCCAUUAAGUGUGCUAUUGUCAGUACACACAUCUGUGCGUUUAUAUAUAGCAUUGGAUCAUUCACCACUUUCGUUUGGUACAUAUGAACGUGAACAUAUUAUUACUGCGCCAUUACGUUUCGGACAGUCGUUAGGUAUGCAUUAUUUAUCGGGCGCUAUAUUCGGUGCUGGUUGGGUUGUGGGUUCACUGGAAAUACUAGGUAGUCCAAGUGGCUUAGCGCGUUCGUUUACAACUGGUUUGCGUGAUUUUGUAUCAAUGCCGGUGCAAGGUCUGUUUCGUGGUCCUUGGGGUUUUAUUGUAGGCAUAACACAGGGUUCUGCAUCUCUAUUACGCAAUGUAACUGCUGGUACGGUCAAUUCAGUCACAAAAUUAGCAGCCUCAGUAGCGCGUAACUUAGAUAGACUUACCUUGGAUACCGAACAUUUAGAACGCACAGAAGCAUUACGUCGUACACGACCACAGGGCUUUACUGAGGGCUUUACACAGGGUAUAACUGGCUUUGGCAUAAGUUUACUUGGUGCGGUUGGUGGUAUAGCGAGGCAUACACUUGAAGCUCGUUCACCGGUCGAAGUUGUGACAGGUGUUGGCAAAGGUAUUGUUGGCGCUUUUACAAAACCAAUAAGUGGCGCUGCUGAAUUGGUGGCACUUACUGGGCAGGGUAUGCUGCAAUCUGUGGGCUUCAAUGCAAUGCCACAACAGCGUAUGUCGUCAUUAUACUACAAUAAAGAGAGUAUUCCCUCUGCAUAUCGAAUUUGGAAAUUAUUACCAGGCGUGUUAAGCACUGAUCAAAUAUUGGCCUAUCAUGAAGUUACACUUCUAGUCCCGUUAAAAACACAGCGUGCUUAUAUAUUUUUAACCUCGGCUGUGUUUGCUGCUUUGGAUGCACAAUGGGAUAAAUUACUGUUUGCAUGUCCUGUGGAUAAAGUUGAAAUAUUAGCAGAUCGUAAUGAUAAAACAUUAGUUUAUGUACGUGUAGCGAGAGAAAAAGAAGAUAUCGAAGAGGAUAUGGACUAUACUAAUCAACGCAUUCUGAGUUUUUUGCACUCAUCAUUCAUUAGUCGCGAGCGUACUAUUACUGCAGAUUCACUUGAUGACAUGCUACAAUCGCAAGAUGGUAGCGAAGAGGCUACCAGAAAUCUGGAGUGUGCAUUUUAUAUAAACGAGAAUAUUGGAGAACAUUUAAUACAGUACUUGAAAAUUAUGCACAGAAAGUUGUAAAAUAUCUUUUCAUAUUUUUUUAAAAUAAUCGGUGUUUAGUUUAAGGUUAAGAGCAGACAACGUAAAUUGUAAUUGUAUGAAAAAGCCAAUAAUGUAUUAGUAUAUUUUAGUUUAACAUAUAUAUGUAUAUAUA
Messenger RNA from Teleopsis dalmanni, 11691 nucleotides. RefSeq names its product vacuolar protein sorting-associated protein 13B (gene Vps13B). The transcript is spliced from 18 exons. NCBI's taxonomy places the organism in Eukaryota, Metazoa, Arthropoda, Insecta, Diptera, Diopsidae. Bases 150 to 11558 code for a protein of 3802 amino acids. The record is from RefSeq and is a predicted model, not a curated record.